AUGACCGAGCAUUCCAGGUUCAGUGGGAGCCGUAGGGCAGUCCCUAGUCCCCCAAGUUGUCAAGCUAGAAGUUGCGUUAACACUUGGAAGGUUAUGAUAAAAGCUGUGUUAGCCUCAGGUACCUGGGUAGGGCUGUGUUGGGAGCCCUUGGGUCUGAUUCAUCUCCCAGUUACGCUUCAGUGUGCGGUAGUCAUGCUCGAGCUCGACGUUCUUAGCAUGAAGAUGGUCAUAUUUCUCAGACAUCCUGGUGACACUGGCGCGGAGGCUCUCCAGUUCUGCCUGGAGAUUGGGCAUCUGCUGAAGGUCUUCUCUGGGAGGUACCCCCAUGGGGGAUAUGGUGCUGAGUCCCCUGGCUAUCCUCAGUAG
Messenger RNA from Prunus armeniaca (apricot), 366 nucleotides. The record is from the annotation of a GenBank genome assembly. Lineage: Eukaryota; Viridiplantae; Streptophyta; Magnoliopsida; Rosales; Rosaceae.